Molecule: messenger RNA, 1753 nt
Organism: Limanda limanda (common dab)
Lineage: Eukaryota; Metazoa; Chordata; Actinopteri; Pleuronectiformes; Pleuronectidae
Gene: svbp
Product: small vasohibin binding protein
Exons: 3
Coding region: 130-330 (66 amino acids)
Biological process (GO): negative regulation of protein ubiquitination; protein secretion
Cellular component (GO): apical part of cell
Source: RefSeq, a predicted model, not a curated record
AACAGCUGCUUUGAUUCAGCUAGGCUAGAAGCUAGCUACAGUCCACUCACUGACUAACUUAAGUGAAUUUAGUUUUUUAUAAUAUUCCUCCAGCUCCUAUAUUCCCCAGGUUGAUCGAGGCCUGUUGCCAUGGAGCCCGCCUGCCGUAAGGACAAGCCCAAGCUGAACUCGACCCCGACCAGAGGAGACCGAUCCAGGCAGAAGUCUGCACAUCAAGAGCUCAAACAGAGGCAGAGAGCCGAGAUCUAUGCCUUGAACAAGGUGAUGACAGAGUUGGAGCAGCAGCAGUUUGAGGCCUUCUGUAAACAGAUGCAGUCACAGGGAGAAUAGAGAGUCCUGCCUGCUCUGUCUUUGUCCUUCACCUGGACAAGGUCACCUGGAACCAUCCCAAAACACAACAAACACUGUAACAUACUCACUUGAGUCGUUUUCAGACAUUAACUCGACGAGAGAAUGUCCGGACGAGGGGGUCUAGACUUUCUCCGGAGUUUUCCUUUCACACAUGAAGAGUGCGGCAGGAGAUUCUCCGCUCAGACAUGUUCUCAACAACACAUAAAUCUCUGCAGUGUUCAGGUGAAGGGUGGGACAGCAUUCAGAGGCAGGAUGCUACGUAUUGAGGGCUCUAUGGAAAUCACAUAUUUUGGUUUACUGCAUAUGCACACCAGCCCUUAUCACCAAAGGCUCUCUAGACAUCUUAAUCAGUGUGGCACCACUUUUUUAUUCUGAGAUAUUUAUAUAUAUACUUAUUGUUUUUUUAGUUUUGUGUCCGUUGCGGACUCAGGAUAAUCUCCUGCUGUUUUCUCACAUGGGCUCAAGUGGAUUUUAUCGUUAUCAAAGUUUUAACUAGGGAGCGGGCAAGAGAAACCCCGGAGUUCAGUGCAUGUCUGAAAGUUGCUUUACAUUUUCAAGCUGAUAUUCGGUUAGAUUUAAUGCUGUUUGUACUUCUCGAGAAGAGUUUUAAAAAAUCCUCUUUGUCCCUGAUGUGUUUGUGACUUGAGUCCAUAAUAAGAGCACAGAGCAGUUUCAUAUUCCCUACAGACACGUCAAGUCACUGACAUUUCUUUUCCUUAAAUAUCCUUUGUAGCAUUGAGGCAAUGUAACUCAGGCAACAGAGUUUUUUAUACCAUUUGUUUUACUUUCCACUAGUGUCCACAUUCACAAUUAAAUGUUGUAUAGGUCAAAUGCUCAUAUAAAUUGAAUUGAAAUCACUCAAGACACCACAGUGUUGAUAACAAAGGAAUGGGCCAGUUAAAAGUUCAUACUUUGUAGAUAAGAUCUAUUUGAGUAUUUUGAGUAUUUGGAUAAUGUUUCAUUUCAUGAGUUUGCUCAACAUGAGCAUCAAACUCAAGUCCUGGUCAUCCAUUUGAUCCAUUUGGUUGCUCUUUUGAAGUGCUAGAUUUUUUAACAUGGGCCGUGAUAAAUAAACAUAUUACACUAAACUGAAAAAGCUGGUCGCCACAGCUAGCAUUGAAAGACUGCUUUUCACAGCCAAGGGUUGUAAGAAUGAGUGGCUGAACUUAAGCUAAUUUACUGAUUCAUAAGCAUGUAGCUUUAAACUAAACAGUGCCCUUAAUUUGUCGAGUGAGUAAAUGGUGCAAUGCCAACUGGCAUGAAUUUUUUUUAUUGGGUUGUAUUGUCACUUACAAGGUUGCAAUCAAACCUUUAUUUAUGGCUGAAGUUAGUAUUUAUAUUAUUUAACACAGUAUGUCAACCACUUGAGAAUAUCAGUUUUAAAGAAAUGAAUGAAAAUUAA